This is a messenger RNA of Sturnus vulgaris (Common starling), 5060 nucleotides long. The record is from RefSeq and is a predicted model, not a curated record. Lineage: Eukaryota; Metazoa; Chordata; Aves; Passeriformes; Sturnidae.
UGGAUUUUUUGUUUGUUUGUGGGGUUUUUUUGGUGUUUUGUUUUUUAUUUUUAAAGCUGCUUGCAAGUAUUACUAAAAAGCUGAAAUACCACCAAGUUUGUUGCUUCUGAAGGCUAUGCCAGUCUGGUUUCAGGGAAGCUUUAAAUUUGUGGUUCUGCCAAAAGAAGCAGUUCUGCCCAGCUGCUAUUUCAAUUUCCCUGUGUUGGCCCAAGUGUUUGUGGGCUGUGUAAUGAACCAUAUAAAAAAAAAAAAAAAAGUUGUAUUGAAAAUGAUCCAGUAUGUGGGUGCGGAAAUACUUAGACUGGCAUAGGAGAGAUCAUCAGGAAUGUGAGGAAACGCCAGAGAGGAGAGAUGGGACUGUUUCUUUAAACUAGCAGAGCCACCUUAUUCUGUGGACCUGCAGCAGCUUCCUUUGUAAAAUCCAGAUUUUUUAACAUGGUAGUGAAGUGGUUGAGAGCCAGGCGUCUCCUUUCAAUUAUUUAGGGUGGAAAGCGAAGGAAAAAGAAGCUUGAGUGGAAAAGGAGCGUGUGGAUUAGAGCUCUGGUGUUUCAGGCGCAGACCAUGUUCCUAGCACUCUUAACAAUGCUGGUGUGAUGACACCUGGUGUCACAUUGCCGAUGCACACCUUUGGCCGAGUGUGGGUCUCUUCUGAGAGAGCAACAAAUGGUGCUUAGGAGCUCGUUUUCCCUGCCCUUUACUGUGCCCUUACUAUACCUGGUGUAGCCACUCCAGCCUGGCCGUGAGCAGAAGAGGCUGUGGGUGCUUUCGUUUGUUGCAGUGAAUGAACCAGGAUGUUGUAGCUAUGGUGCUCUGAGGAAAUGAUACUUUUUCUGUGAAGGUGUGCAGCAUCUAGGAGCUGACUGUUACAGACAGGUGUUUUCCUGCAUACUCCUGGUACUACCACAGUUCUUUUCUAAAUGAGCUUUAAUAAAGGUUAAUAAAAUUUUAGAUUCUUACAUAUUAUGAGAAUAUUUACAACGACCAAAAAAACCUCAGCUAUGUAGUCUUUUCACUUCUGUUCCUGAGUGUUGUUUGGAUAAAGUGAGUCUUGCAUGUCAAGCUUUUCUACCUAUUACAAUUAAAUGGAAACAAAAAGUGCAAAUGUUAAAUGUUUAUUCAGCAGUUAAGGUUUUUUAUUCAAAGUUUGUUUUUAUUUAUUUUUUUAAUUCUAUCCAUACUCUUCUUAAAAGACUUAAGUGGGAAAAGACAGCAGAUACAUUUUAGCUGCCAGGGUUGGAUGUGGUAUAGCUAAUGUGUUGUUGAAAAACAGAAGGGUGGCUACUUUUCACCUUUCCCAGAUGCUAGAAAAUAUUUCUAAGACUGCAGAACUGACUACCAGAGUUUGAGUUGUGGUAAUUUACGAACUUGUCUUCUACUUAGAGGUUUUAAAAUUUGGGUAACUGUCUUGUUCUGUAUCCCCAGGAUCUAAAGACUUGUCUAAAUUAGGAUUUGGGAUUUCAGCUAACACCAGUUUAAGUCAGAAAUAUAGAUUAUUUAAGUAUUAAUUUAAAAUCUCAGCCUGAACUUGAAGUUUGUAUUGCUUUUUCUGUACUAGACUUCUGAAUGCCUUCGUUACCGUUUACUGGCUAAUACCAUCUCGCCUUUUGUCUAGACAAAAUCUGAAAUGGUCCGAUACACUACUGUGCUCCUUCGGAGACUCAUGCUUGCUGAUGAUGAGAAGUAAAAACUUAAUCUUAAUAAGGCAUAUAUUUUGUAGAAAUUGGAAAUAUCUUGGUCACUACUAGUGAAUGGGAUCAGUAUUGCUGAAAGCACAGCAUUUUGAAAUCAUUUCUUCAUUGACACCAACUAACAGUUUGAGCUGGGCAAUUUCAAAAGAAAAUGAUAAUGGGUCAAAGUUUUUAUUAAUUAAAUUGGGGAUUUUUAGCCACUGAUCCGAAAAGAAAAGGAAAAGGAGUAGAUCUACUGGCAGAAAUGGGUCGAUCUAAUUCUAGAUCACAUUCGUCAAGAUCGAAGUCCAGAUCUCAAUCCAGCUCUAGGUCAAGAUCCAGAUCACAUUCAAGAAAAAAGAGAUACAGUUCUAGGUCUCGGUCAAGGACGUAUUCCCGAUCUCGGAGCAGAGAUCGUGUUUAUUCUAGAGAUUAUCGCAGAGAUUACAGAAACAAUAGAGGAAUGAGACGUCCCUAUGGUUACAGAGGAAGAGGUAGAGGAUAUUAUCAAGGAGGAGGUGGUAGAUACCAUCGUGGAGGUUAUAGGCCUGUGUGGAACCGAAGACACUCCAGAAGCCCUAGGCGUGGCCGCUCACGUUCCAGAAGUCCAAAACGAAGGUCUGUGUCUUCCCAGAGGUCCCGGAGCAGGUCUCGUCGAUCUUACAGAUCCUCUAGGUCCCCGAGAUCUUCUUCAUCUCGUUCUUCAUCCCCCUACAGCAAAUCACCUGUCUCUUCCAAAAGACGCGCAUCUCUGGAAAAGCAGGCAAAGAAAACUGAAGGGGCUCCUUUGCAAGACAGUCCCUUGAAAAAUAAAUCACAAGAUGAACAGAAAGAUGCGUUUGAACAUGACCCAUCUGAAUCUCUUGACGAUUUUAACAAAUCAGCAGCAGCUUCUGGCGACAUUUGGCCUGGCCUUUCAGCGUAUGAUAACAGUCCAAGGUCACCCCAUAGUCCUUCUAUUGCCACCCCACCUAGUCAGAGUUCAUCUUGCUCCGAUGCCCCUCUGCUUAGCACAGCCCACUCAGCAAAGGACACACCUCAGCAUUCCCAUUCCAUUCAGCAUAGUCCUGAGAGAUCUGGCUCUGGUUCUCUUGGAAAUGGUUCUAGCCGCUAUAGUCCUUCUCAGAAUAGCCCAUUGCAUCAUAUCCCAUCGAGGAGAAGCCCUGCAAAGACAAUCCCAUCACAGAGUGCCCCCCGUGAGGAGGCUCGAGUGCGGUCGUUUUAUCCUGAGGGUGGUGAACAAGAAACUGCAAAAGGUGGAAAGUUUAUGAAAAGGUACACAGAUGAAGAGUCUAGAGUAUACCUGCUUGAUAGGGGUAAUACCAGGGAGAAGGAGGCCCAAAAGGAGAGAGGAUCAGAAAAAGGGAGGACAGAGGGAGAAAGGGAAUGGGAGGAACAGGAAACUUUAGAUUUUUUCGUUGAUAAAGAGACUGGGAAGGAAAAGUUUAAUGACUCUGAAGGGGAGGACACAGAGGAGACAGAGGAUUACAGACAGUUCAGAAAAUCUGUCCUGGCAGAUCAGGGUAAAAAUUUUCCUACUGCAUCUCACCGGAAUGCUGAGGAGGAAGGAACCAAAUACAAAUCUAAAAUAUCAAUCAAGGGCAGUAGAGAGAGCGAUGGAUUUAGAGAUGAGAAAAGUUAUAAGCUUAAAGAGACUGGCUAUGUAGUGGAAAGGCCUAGUGCAACAAAAGAUAAGCACAAGGAAGAAGACAAGAGUUCUGAGAGACUAAUGAUGAAGAAAGAAACUCAGUCACCUGAGCAGGUAAAGUCUGAAAAGCUCAAAGAACUCUUUGAUUACAGUCCUCCUCUACACAAGAAUCUGGAUGCGAGAGAAAAAUCCACCUUCAGAGAGGAGAGCCCACUUAGGAUCAAAAUGAUAGCCAGUGACUCCCAUCGUCCUGAAGUUAAACUCAAAAUGGCACCAGUACCUCUUGAUGAUUCCAAUAGACCUGCUUCCUUGACUAAAGACAGGCUGCUUGCCAGCACACUUGUCCAUUCCGUCAAGAAGGAGCAAGAAUUCCGAUCCAUCUUUGACCACAUUAAGUUGCCACAGGCCAGCAAAAGCACAUCAGAGUCAUUUAUUCAGCACAUUGUGUCCUUGGUUCACCACGUCAAAGAGCAAUACUUCAAGUCGGCUGGAAUGACGCUAAAUGAGAGGUUCACUGCGUAUCAAAAAGCAACUGAGGAGCACUGCACCCGACAAAAGAGCCCAGAAAUACAUAGGAGGAUUGACAUCUCUCCAAGUACGCUGAGGAAGCAUACUCGUUUAACAGGUGAAGAGAGAGUCUUUAAGGAAGAAAGUCAAAAAGGAGAUAAAAAAUUAAGGUGUGAUUCUGCUGAUCUUCGGCAUGACAUUGACCGACGUAGAAAAGAACGAAGUAAAGAGCGAGGAGACUCAAAGGGUUCCAGGGAAUCCAGUGGGUCAAGAAAGCAGGAGAAAACUCCAAAAGAUUACAAGGAUUACAAAUCUUAUAAAGAUGACAGUAAACAAAAAAGAGACCAAGACCGUGCUCGGUCCUCCCCAUCUUCCUCCCCAUCUUCUUCCUCAUCCAGUUCUCGAGAAGAAAAGGAUUGCAAGAAAGAAAGAGAUGAAGAGUUCAAAACCCACCAUGAACAGAAAGAAUACUCUGGCUUUGCAGGAGUCAACAGGCCAAGAGGCACCUUCUUUCGAAUUAGGGGCAGAGGAAGAGCCAGAGGAGUCUUUGCUGGAACAAAUACUGGUCCCAGCAACUCAAAUACUACUUUUCAGAAGAGACCGAAGGAAGAGGAAUGGGAUCCUGAAUAUACCCCAAAAAGCAAGAAAUACUUCUUGCACGAUGACAGAGACGAUGGUGUGGAUUAUUGGGCCAAAAGAGGAAGAGGUCGUGGUACUUUCCAGCGUGGCAGAGGGCGUUUUAACUUCAAAAAGUCAGGUAGCAGUCCGAAGUGGACACAUGACAAAUAUCAAGGGGAUGGGAUUGUGGAAGAUGAGGAAGAAACAAUUGAGAAUAAUGAAGAAAAGGACAGACGCAAAGAGGAAAAGGAGUAACCCAGAAGAAAGUUGUAGCUGAAAGAGCAGCUCUUGCACCACCCACACAACAUUUUUAAUAUGUUUUUUUGUUGUCAAAUGAAUGUAAGCAUUUUACUUAAAUUUUACUGUUGGAAAGUAGUUUAGAGAGAUUGUUUUCGUUUUAAGCCUUUAGAAAAAAAUCAUGAUAUAGUAAACUAUGUUAAUGAUCGUACAGGUAGAAAGUAAAAUAUUUGUAACAACUUUUAAGAAAUUUUACUGUUUGUUAUAUGCAGUGUAAUUCUGCUUUGUCCAAAUACAUGGUCAAGUACAACUCUAAAAGUUUUGAUUCUCCCCUAUGUCUGUGUUUUAUUCUGAAGUAAACUUACAGCUCUGCACACCUGAAA